This is a messenger RNA of Drosophila albomicans, 2865 nucleotides long. It is a transcript of the gene Invadolysin, whose product is annotated as leishmanolysin-like peptidase. The record is from RefSeq and is a predicted model, not a curated record. Gene Ontology annotation, biological process: cell adhesion; proteolysis. Gene Ontology annotation, molecular function: metalloendopeptidase activity. Gene Ontology annotation, cellular component: cytoplasm; membrane. NCBI's taxonomy places the organism in Eukaryota, Metazoa, Arthropoda, Insecta, Diptera, Drosophilidae. The coding region runs from base 406 to 2466 and encodes 686 amino acids. The transcript has 10 exons.
UCAGUUAAUUCGGCAGUGAGCGUCCUACGAUUAAGACGUUUUGUAUGUUCGCGUCGCAACUGCAGCGCGUCGCGUCUUUGUCCAAUUUAUUCUCGUCGCCGCCCUCUCGCUUCUUCAUGUGUGCGUUUUGUGUUGUGUACGGCGAUUUUAUUUAUUGAAAAAAAAAUUUUGCUUAAAUUGAAUGCAAUGUAAUGAUGAAGAGCGCUAAUCGAAAAGAAUCCUCAUCAUCAUCAUCAUGAUGUUUGGCCGGGCAACGAAUGAGACGACGACGAUAGCUUAGUUCUAUAUUUAAAUACACCCGAAAACAACAGACGCUUCGAUUGGCCGCCAAAAGCAAAUCAGCCACCGCCCGCCCAUCCCUCUUCCCACUUCCACUUCACAGCCCCACACCAAGUGGUCGGCGCCAUGCAACAUUCUCUUCUUCUGCCGCUGCUGCUGCUGCUUCAACUGACCAUUCUUGUUGCGGCAGUUAAUUCGCACAAUUGCCAGCAUCAGCAUCCCAAAGCGCAUGAGGUUGUGCACGGCGUGCGCCUUCAGCUGGCCAAUGAUGAUGAUGAGGUGGCUGUCGAUGAUUGGGAAGAUCCCGCGGCGCAUAAUGUGAGGCGACGUCGCAGCAUUGUGGCUGAUCAGCCGCUGCGCAUUCUGCUCGUCUACGAUGAAUCCGUUUACAGACUGGAGGAAGAGAAAUUCAAUUUAAUAAAUGACACUGUGCUACCGGAGGCGGUACAAUUCUGGGAACAGGCGUUGAUGGUGCGCGAAACGAAGGGCGUGAUUCGAUUGAAUCGAAAAUGCGACAGCACUCAGGUUUAUGUGAAGAAUGGCAACACUCACUGCAUUGAUCACUGCAAGUCGACGACGAUGUGCGGAGAGGUGCAGGUGCCCAACGAGCAUCUGGAUGUGUGUCGAGUGUGCAACAGCACAGGACAAAACUGUCGCAUUGACACCAACACGCAACCUGGCGAAGGCAUUGAGAAUGCUGACUUUGUGUUCUAUGUGUCAGCGAGACAGACGCAACGCUGCUACAAAGGACUCACAGUUGCGUAUGCGGCACAUUGUCAGCAGGAGGCGCUGUUGGAUCGCCCCAUUGCAGGGCAUGCGAAUCUGUGUCCCGAGAGCAUCAGCACCAAGCCACAAGAACUGCAAACGCUGAUAUCCACGGUGAAGCAUGAGAUUCUGCAUGCACUUGGCUUUUCAGUCAGUUUGUACGCCUUCUUUCGGGACGACGAGGGACGCCCACGCACGCCACGUAAACCGGACACAGGCAAGCCAUACCUAAAUGAAAAAUUGCAGAUACAUCAGUGGAGCAACACAACCAUCCGCAAGGUGGAGCGUCACAAUUGGGCAGUGCGUAGUGGGCACGUUAAGAAGGUGGUGGACAUGCUGGUGACGCCACGGGUUGUGAAGGAGGUGCGUGAACAUUUUAACUGCGAUAUACUCGAGGGUGCCGAGCUGGAGGAUCAGGGUGGCGAAGGCACAGCGCUUACCCACUGGGAGAAGCGCAUACUGGAGAAUGAGGCGAUGACGGGAACGCAUACACAGUCGCCUGUCUUUUCACGCAUCACCCUGGCUCUGAUGGAGGAUUCGGGUUGGUAUCGUGCCAACUAUUCGAUGGCCACGCCGCUGACUUGGGGCAAGAACUUGGGCUGCGUUUUUGCGAUGCGCAGCUGCAAGGAUUGGAUACAAAUGAAUCAUGAUAGGGGUCAUUCUAUACAUCCUUUCUGCUCGAAGGUGAAGCAGGAUCCAUUGCAAACCGAGUGCACAGAUGAUCGCAAUUCGGUUGCGUUGUGUAAUCUAAUUAAGCAUGACUUUGAGCUGCCCAAAAUCUAUCAGAACUUUGACAGUCUCAACAACAUCAAGAGCGGCGAGGAGGGAUUCUAUGGUGGCUCUGUUUCGUUAGCGGAUCAUUGUCCUUACAUACAGGAGUUCACGUGGCGUAGCAAAAACGUUAUUGUGCGCGGCUCGCAUUGUCGCUUUGUGGAGAAUAAUCCAAAACCCGAGAAGAACUUCGCCUUGGAGAGCUAUGGCCAGGGCUCCAAGUGCUUCGAUCACAGCGAGUCCAUGUGGGAGGAACGCUCUUGCCACCAGACACGCGAGUGGCAGCAUUGGGGCAGCGGUUGCUACAAAUACAACUGCUUCGAUGGACGCCUGCACAUUCUGGUCGGCAACUACAGCUACAAGUGCUCGUUUCCCGGCCAGAAGCUGUCCAUACGCAUAGCUGCCAACGGUUGGUUGCACAAGGGCGCCAUUAUGUGUCCGCCAUGCCAUGAAUUGUGCGGCGCCUAUUUUGCCGCCGAGGGCAAACAAUGCCGACCCGGUGAGGAGCCCGAUCCGCUCAAUAAAUAUCCACGCGAUGAUCUUGCGUGUGGCGCUGAUGCACAGCGUCAUUCUAUGGCCAUAAUCAGCACUGCGCUGCUGUUAGCUUUGCUGUGGUUUGCAAGGCCCAGCUGCAGCUGCAGUUACUCAUAAAUGUUCUCUAUGUUUUUUAGUGAAAUUUGUAAAUUGUAUUUGUACAAUAUAUGCUCAAUUUGCCUAUCUAUAAGACCACAUCUAAUUGUAAUGAUCCACAAUUUUAACGUUAUAUACUUAGAUAUAUUUGUAUUUGUAACUCGUAUUCGUAUUGUAUCCCGAUAUGUGAUCUUUACUAAGGAUAUUUUUGUGAAACGUCGAAUGAUAUCUAUUGCGACAUUUAAGCAUAGCUUUUAAGUUAUAUUUCGUAUAAUGAUCUAUACAUUCCAAAGUAUUUGCUACAUUUCUUUUUGCUGAUGAAGCGGAUAAUCACAAUCUGAGAUAUUAUCAGGUAAUACUGAAAAUCCGUGAAAUAUUCGGAUUGUGGCUAUUUCCAAAAACAAAAAAAAAACAAACAAA